This is a messenger RNA of Vicugna pacos (alpaca), 2564 nucleotides long. RefSeq names its product F-box protein 48 (gene FBXO48). Lineage: Eukaryota; Metazoa; Chordata; Mammalia; Artiodactyla; Camelidae. The record is from RefSeq and is a predicted model, not a curated record. Gene Ontology annotation, molecular function: protein binding. Gene Ontology annotation, biological process: SCF-dependent proteasomal ubiquitin-dependent protein catabolic process. Gene Ontology annotation, cellular component: SCF ubiquitin ligase complex; cytoplasm.
GAAAUCGAGUCGGCAAGGCAGAGCUAGAGUGGGCGGGACUUGAGGGACUACGGGGAAGUAUUCGAAUUCGGCGAAUUUAAAUCGCGGAAGGAGUGGUCGCUGCGGCCCAGUAGCUGUCAAGGGGAAGUUCUCUGUCGAACACAGUCAUUAAAAUUCUAACCACCGUAACUAAGUUGGAUCACAAACAACCAAAUGAAUGGAAGCGUCUGUGGUCUGGGAAAGUCCAGAAACAUAUAGGCUACAUAUGACGAUAAUUUACUAAAACAUCAAGCUAUGAAGAAAAACUCCAAGAGGAACAACAAUUCAAGAGUUUCUAACAUAGAAUCGAACUCUGUGGAUACUGAGAGGAAAAAAGAGAGUCAGAAUAACUUUGUGGAUCUGCUGCCUCCAGAAGUUACUUUUAAAAUUUUCAGUCAGCUGGACGUCCAGAGUUUGUGCAGGGCUUCGAUGACUUGCAGGAGCUGGAAUCAUGUAAUAAGAAACAACGACUCCUUAUGGAAACCUCACUGCCUGACUCUGAGAGCCGUGUGCCAAAGAGAGAUCGAUGAUGAUGUAGAAAGUGGUUAUCCUUGGAGGGUAAUACUCCUGAGGAAUUACCAGAAGAGUAAAGUGAAACAUGACUGGCUAAGUGGCAGAUACAGCAACAUAUGUUCUCCUGUUAGCCUACCAGAAAAAAUCAUGUACCCGAUGGAUGCGGACACAUGGGGGGAAAUUCUAGAAGCAGAAAUGGAAAGAUAAGCAGAAAAAUCACACACAGAUCUCCUAACUUUGAGAGUUUAAAAGCAAAAUGACUCUUGAGGUUGUGAAAGGUGUAUCUUUAACCGUCCACUUUUUGGUUUGCCUUUUUACUACUUGGCAUUUAAAAGAAAACUAAGUAGAAAAUGUAAAAAUUAAGCUUUGUUUUUAUUGUAUGCUUUAGCAAAAAAAAUGUUUCUGGUUUAAUUGUAAUGUGGAAAAAUCAUGAAAUAUUGUUUAUACUGUACUGAUAGACUGAUUUCAGAAUGUACUAUUUCAUGUAUUCGUGUUAGUCGGUUGCAGUGCAUUCAUGACAAGACAGUUCAAUUGGUGCUUUUUACUUAACGAUAAUUUGAAAAUUCAGGAAGCCAUUUGAAGAAACUGACUUAGAGAUUUAGUAAUUAGUAGACGUAACUAGGUUCAUGGGAAGACUCCCUAAAUGAAAUUAGUAGCGCUAUGUUUAAAUGUAUAGUAAAUUUAUAUUUCAGUAACUUUAAAGUUUUCAUUUCUAGGGAAUCGAAUUGAACUGUCAAAAGAUUGAAACCAUUUUAAAAAUGUGUUAAACUUGUGGUUUAGUUUAAAAUUAAUCUGACAGAGGGCUGAAACUUGAGAUUAAGAUUCCCCAUUACUUGCCUACAAACCUGGAAUUGCUCUCAGGGCUGAAAAUAUAUGGAGAGUUUCCAGAGCACUUAACUGCCAUCUAGGCCUCCGACCAAUUUUUCUUGAUAAAACGUAUCAUCUUUCUGACAGCCUUAGAGCGCCAUCUAGUGUACUACCGGUACAUAACCACGACAAAGGACUUCAACUCCUUUUUUCCUCCACUCUCAAAAGAAAGAAAAAUAUUAUUUUAGACAAACCUACAGACUUGACUUUGUUGAAGUUUAUUGCUUUAUAAGAACCUUUAACUUUUUUUCUCUUUUCCUUAAAACUAGGUGAUAUAGUACUCACUGUACCCGAUUGUUCAUUUUGAAUCUGUGGUCAGCACCAUAGUUAAAAGUGUUUACAAAACAUUGUAGUCAUUAUGGGUUUUUCUCCUUAAAUUGUGCUCGACAGCAUGAAAAAUAGGAGUCCAGGAAACCAGGGUUUAACGAAUAGGCAAAUAUCAGAAGGCUGCCCCACACUAUACAAACUCCGUUUUGUUGGGUCAAGUAGGCAAUGCUUGAUUGUCGCCUGCUGUCUUCGUAGAGUUGGAAGGCGCCUUGAACAUCGGGCAGUCCAGACUCUAAGACUGUCCUGUAAUCCCACCAUGGGAACGUUCUUCCUCUCACCCAUCAUUAAUUCUUUUCUUGGCAAACUCUUGUAAAACUUAUCAUCUUGACCUGGAAACCAUCCUUAACUUUUACCGUCCUCAAUUAAGUGACCCCGACCCUUUUAGGUUUCCUAUAGUUCUUUGUGCAUACCGUUCUCAGCACUGUCAUACUACCUUAAAUUGUCUGUUCUGUUUGUCUGUCUCCCCUUUUAGACUAUGAGCUUUUUACACUUGAUCUUAGCCAAAAGGCCAAGAAGCAAUGACUGAGCUUUUCAAUGGCAGGGACCAUUUAUUUAUUUUUGUAUUUCCAAACCUGGAACACAGUAGAUAUUCCAUAAAGAUGUAUUAAAUUAUUUCUUUAUUAUUUAUUUUAAUCCUACCAAGAAUGUAUAAUAAAAAUAAUUUAUCAUAUUGUUAGUGGACAAGAUUGUAUUGAAAUGCAAUGUACAACCCAUAGAAUAUAUGGGAAGCUUGAUAUGAAUGCUGACAUGUGAAUUAUUCUUGUCUUCUCCAAAGCUGUGAGAGAAAAACAGGAAAGUAAACAUUUUUAAAAUUUUUUGAAUAAACACUUGAAAAUAAA